GACCGUCAGUUCAGUUCUAUGUCUAGUACAGGAUGCCGAUCAGUUGCUUGUGCAGCGGCUAUUAAACGGGUGAUCGAUCUCUCUAAACGUUUCUCGCGCUACCGUACGGCUUGGCCCUCGGCUGUCUAGAUCGGAUUACAUCAAAACCUCGGUUCCAUUCAUGCCGAUUUUUUUUGGCUGUUGAUAACCUGCUAUCCAGUCUCCAGUUUUUCUGUACGCGUUCCAGACUUGAUUUUUUCGACUGACUUCAAAAUUUCUUCUCCGACGUUUUGCGCCGGGGCUGCAGUAACGUUUUUGUGUCUUCCAAUCAACGCCAUGUCGUCACCUUCAACAGAACCAACUAAAUCGACUGUCGAUGAAUUGUCGGAAUCAGCUGCUUCGUCCGCCUCUCCCGCACCUGUAGAGGCCGCAUCAGGCCCCACUGGAGAAAGCACAGGUCAAUUACCGUCAGAAGUCGCUGGCGAAGCUGGCGAAACAGCCGACACUGCUGGCGUUGACGAAACUGGCAAAACCGCGGAAGCUAGCGAAGCUGGCGGAAUCACGAAAGCUAGCGAAGCUGGCGAAAGCGAGAAAGCUGGAGAAGCUGGCGACAGCGAGCAAGCCGGGGGGGCGGAAGGGGCGGAAGGGGCGGAUGAAGAGGAGGAAUACCACAGCGAUCUAGAGGAUGACGUGGCGUUGGUCCCGAGACGACGUGGCGCUAGUGAUGAUGAGGGGGAAGAGGGAGAGGAGGACGAAGAGGAAGGAUCCCUAGGCGGGGAGGGGGAAGGAGGAGACGAGUACGAAGAGGCUUACGAAGAGGUGGAAGACGCGGAGGGGCUAGAUGACGCGGCUGGCGGUUAUGCGGAGGAGGAUGCCGGUCUCGGCGCGGCUGACGUGGCAAGUUCUGACGGGGAGAUGCCAGGGAUUGCUGUCGCGGCGGCAGCGGUGGGGAACGGUCCAGAGGCGGGCAAGGAAAUCGGCGCGGAGGUGGUAGACCGGGCAGGGGGGGAGUCCGCGGGGGAGGGCGCGGAAGCGGAGACUGGAGCGGAUGGGCAGGAGGGAGCAGCGGAAGGGGCUUCCGCGGAAGGGGUUUCCGCGGAAGGGGGUGCUGCGGCGGAGGGCGGUGAGGGGGAAGCGGAUGCGGCGGAAGGGGUGGGGGAAGAGGAGGUUAAGAAGGAAGCGGAGCCGUUUGUGGUCCCCACCUCCGGCGCGUUCUAUAUGCACGAUGACCGCUUCGGUGAAGGCCAAGGGGGAGGACGGUCCAGGGGGAGGGGCGGGCGGCGGCUGUGGGACUCGGGGCGGGAGGAGAAGAAGUGGAAGCACGAUCUGUUCGAGGAGCUGGAGCAGGAGGAGAGCAACGGGUUCAGGGAGCACGGCGGGUGGGAGCAGCAGCAGCAGCAGCAGCAGGGAUUCUCGGGGCGCGGCCGUCGCGGCAGGAGGGGAGGCAGGGGCGGGUUCUUUGGCGCAGAAGGGGGAGGAUGGCCCAGGGGAGGGGGAGGAGGGAGAGGGCGUGGCCGCGGAAGGGGUGGAUACGGUGCUGGUGACCAGUUCUUUUCUUCUCCACAGCAAGCAGAGGGUGCAGCAGGGGCAGCAGGAGCAGCAGGAGGGGCAGGCGCUGCUGCUGCUGCUGCUGCUGCUGCUGCUGCUGCUGCUGCUGGUUCCAGCCCUUGGCACGGCGUCAUGGGGUCGGCACCAGCAACUGCACCUAUCCCCGCUACCGGCGUUCUCGCCAGCUCUCCCUAUGCGCCAUCUGCACCAGCAGCAACAGGAGGAGCCGGGGCAACAGCAGGGGCAGCUGGCGCAGCGGGCAUGGUUUCAACCGUGACACAUGAUAUAGAGGGUAUUGCAGUGUCCUCUUCCGGUCCUGCUGCUGCUGCUGCUGCCGCCGGGGGGAGAACGGAUGGUGGGGUUGAUUCUGGUAGCAUUGCAGUAGGGGGAGGAGGAGGAGCAGGAGGGGCGGCGGCAGCAACACCAGCAGCUGCUACAGCAGCAGCUGCCGCCGCCCCUGUCACUGGCUCGGCAUCUGUAGCCGUCCCUGGAAGUUCAACUGGUCUUCUUCAACCAGGUACCGCUGCUGCUACCGCUGCCGCUCCUCCCGUUACAGCUGCUACAGCUGCUGCUGCUGCAGCAGCAGCAGCAGCAGCUCUCGCCCCCUCCACUGCUAUAGGCUGGGGUGAUCCCCCCUACCAAGCUCCAUAUCCAGGCACAGCGGCAGGAACGGGCGGGGUUGGAGGGGUAGGAGUAGGAGCAGGAGUGGCAGGAGAAAGAGCAACAGGUGUGGUAGUUUCAGGAGGUGGUAGGGACCAGCAGCAACUCAACUGGCAGCAGCAGCAGCUGGCGCAGCAGAAUCAGCAGCAGCAGAGUCAGCAGCAGCAGCAGCAGAAGAAGCUGACAGCAGUUGGGGUGCGUGAUUUUGUCCCAGCGAGUCAACAGCAGCAGCAGCAGGCGUACAAGAGUCAGCAGCAGCGACCGCAGCAGCAGUAUUACCAGCAGCAGCAGCAACCACAGCCUUACUACCAGCAGCAGCACUACCAGCAGCAACAGCAGCAGCAGCAGCAGCACUACCAGCAGCAUCAGCAGCAUUACCACCAGCAGCAGGCACGGUGGCAGCAGGCUCAACCACAGGUCGCUUCUGCUGCAGGCGGGACGGAUUUGGGGGGAGGUACAUUUGGGGGAGGCUCUAUCCAGGCAGGACCAGCUCAGGGGGCGGAGGGAUCUGGAGGGAAGGAUAGAGGAGAGGGAGUUGCAGGGGCAGGUGGGGCAGCAGCAGUGGCAGCAGGUGCAGGGCUUGGCACAUGGAAUGGGUCUGGGCCUGGUUAUGGGGAGAAAGGAGGCGCAGCAGCAGGAGAAGAGGGAUCAGCAUCAGCAACAGGAGCAGCAGCAGGAGGAGGGGGAGGAGGAGGAGGCGGAGAAGGAGCAGCAGUGGUGCCGGCAGCGGCUGCAGAGGCUGCAGGCGCAGCAGCGCAGGCAGGAGCGCAGGCAGCAGCAGUGGGAUACGGCAGUCAGGCUGGUUCUGGGGCGGGUGGAUUAGAUAUGCCUGCAGAUAUGGAUCAAACGGCCGGGAUGGGAGCAGGAAUGGGUGCGGGGAUGGGAGGAGGGAUGGGUGCGGGGAUGGGUGGGGGGAUGAUGGUUCUUGGGAUGGAUGGAUCUACAAUGCAUAUGGAUGGCGGUGUGACUAUGGCAGGAGGGGCAAUGGGAGGGGCGGCAGGGAGUGCAAUGCGCGUGAGUGCCCCGGAUUACACCCCCAAGGCGUUUCAGUAUGGGCAGCAGCCGGGAGGGGCGGCGGCAGCGGCGGCGGCAGCUGCGGCUAUGGGCAUGGCUAUGCCGGCGUAUUCCAUGGGGCAGGCGCCGCACUACGCGUAUGCGAGCACGGAGGUCACUUGGGUGCCUGUGCUGACGCCAGGAGGCGUGGGCGCAGCGCAGCUAGCAGCGGGGGGCUACGGCCAGCCGUUCAUUGCAGCUGUGGACCCCUCCAACCCCACCGCGGCUCUCUACUACGCACCUGCUUCUGCCGCGGGCCAGCAGGCUGCCGUCUACGCUGCUGGGGGCAGUGCGCCUGUUGACAUCACUGCUUCCAUUGCCUCGGCGGCUGCUCUAUGGAAACCACCACAGCAGCAGCAGCUCCCAUCCGCAACAGUGACAGAAGUGACUGGAAACGAGCAGGAGUACCAUCCAGCGCAGCAGCAGUGAUUCCCGUUCCCUGUCCCUUCACCAUCUGAAGCUGAAAACAGGCCUCACACGCACCAUUUUGCCCGUAACCAGUGAUGCCGUACACCUGUGACCCACGCGCCUGUGAUUUUUAGCUAAGUCACCCGCUCCCAGUAGAGCACAGCAUAGAGGAGAAGAGCAGAGCAGAGCAGAGCAGCUGCCAGUGAAAUUCCGGACACUGCAUCCGCUUCGUAAUCCAACCCACCUCCAACACGCCCCUCCCACACUCCAGAAACGCCUGCAAACCACAUCAGAUACCUCCUCCGCUCUGCAGCAGAACAGAAUAGAAGAGCAUCUGGGAUUCGAGUUUCGAGCCUCCAUCACGUGACUCCUCAUUGGUUUCGUUCCACUCCCGCUACAUCCAUACAUACUCCGGGUUCCACUCCGCUCCCAAGUCCCAACUAUGAAGAACCAAGUCGUAGCAGUUCCUUGAUUCACCAGCUGACUCAUGCGCCAGUGCCUGAGUCUGCUGUGCUCUGUGGUGCUGAACCUUUUUUACACCAUCUGCGGUGCGGUCCUGAGCGGUCCUGUGCAGUACUGUGCGAUGAUCAAUCUCGUGUGAAGGUCUCCUGCCGAGCCGUGGGUGUUGAGAAGCCUCAGAGAUGUGCACUGGGGCUGUCUAUUGCCUGUCAUUGUUUUUGAGGCGCCUCAAAAGCACUCAGACUCCUCAAAGGCGCCUCAAAAGCACUGGGGCUGUCUACUGCCUGUCACUGUCCUGCGUGGCCUCUUCUCGACAAUGAUUCACUUAAGCAUACAGAUGCUGCUCCUGCUGCUCCUGCUGCUGUCUGUUGUCUGUGGCUGUGCUCUUGCUGCUCCUGCGUCUGCACAGCAGGCAGCUUGCUUUGGGACACAGUUACUGUAGAGGAGAGAGAGAGUGUAAGGGGUCUUUUGUCAGGGGUAGGGGACUGUUGGACUGAAGCCCUUGCAUGGUGGGAUGUUGGGGAUGUACCAAAGAGUGGGGGUUAUGGUAUGAGGCGAGGAUUUGAGAGGAAGGGGAAAGUGAGCUGAAGAACUGGAAAUGUAGGGUGGAUGAGACUCAGGUAAGUACCAGUAUAGGUAGAACCUGAAAUGAAUGGUGUGGUUUACUGAUGUGUGUGCUCUGCUGCACUCUACAGCACUUGCACUCUGGACUGGUACUGUACUAGCCUAGAAAUGCCAUGGACUGCCGGUAACUUGGAAGUGGUCUUACUGGUAUAAGGAUUCAGGAGGGCUUUUGGUGGUUGGAGUGUGGUGUGGAGUUAGACUGGAAUGAGAAGGCGGUGUGAUGGAGUGAUUCCGUUACCGUACAUGUUGCUAAGCGUGGGUGGGAGCCCCUCACCUGUGGGUUGACGUGUUCGGGUUACUGUAGGGGUGUUGCAUUGCAAGCAAGCAACCUUGAAUAGACUACUGUCUGACAUGGUGGGAA
Molecule: messenger RNA, 5092 nt
Organism: Closterium sp. NIES-67
Lineage: Eukaryota; Viridiplantae; Streptophyta; Zygnematophyceae; Desmidiales; Closteriaceae
Source: the annotation of a GenBank genome assembly